This is a messenger RNA of Ostreococcus lucimarinus CCE9901, 1515 nucleotides long. RefSeq lists its product with no specific name. The coding region runs from base 1 to 1515 and encodes 504 amino acids. NCBI's taxonomy places the organism in Eukaryota, Viridiplantae, Chlorophyta, Mamiellophyceae, Mamiellales, Bathycoccaceae. The record is from RefSeq and is a predicted model, not a curated record. The transcript has a single exon.
AUGGCGCGCGCGAAGAUGACGUCGAGGCGCGCGCCCGGCGGUAAGGUCCGCCGUCCGCAGUUCACCGUCGGGUCGCCUCGCGCGCCCGCGCGCGAUCGCGUCGGCGCGAGCGACGCCGCGCGGCGCAACCGCACGCUCGCGCGCGUCUUCGCGCUCGGCGAGGAUUGGACGGUGGCGGACGCGCGCGCGCGCGAGCGAGCGUUCCUCGCCGAGUGCGACGACGGCGCGUGGACCGGGCUGACGACGUACGACGCGCUGGAGGAACACGGGCUGUUCACGGCGGUGGUGGAGGCGGGAUGGCACGAAUUGUGUCGAGCGCUCGGCGUCGACGAGGACGAACGCGCGGCGUACGGACCGUGGCGGUACGUUCCGGGACGGAUUUCGCACGAAGCGGUGCCGUGGGAUGAUUUCGACGAAAUGUAUUGGAAGCACAAGGCGAAGGGACUCGUGGACGACGAUUUGAUCGAGACUUUAGAAGACGAAGGCGACGAAGACGAAUACGUCACGACGCACGCCAAGCUUUCUCGCGACGACGUGGCGUCGCUUCUGGAGGAGUACGGUAAGCGUUACCUGUUCCUCAUCGUCCGCGAAUUUGAAGGCGCCGACCACGUGGCGGCGAAGAGCCUAGCGUUGGACGCCAAUAUGGAGUACGUGCGGCACCAGCACGAGCAGAAGAGCGCGCACCCGGGCGUGCCCAUGGCGAGGCUUUUAGAUCCGAAAGAGCUCUCUUUCGACGAAAUCAAGGCUAUGUAUAAGGCGGCGGGGCUGCGCGUAGGAAAGAACGCCAAGCGCGAGUCGCUUCUCAGAGAACUCGUCAUUGAGGACAGAGCGCUCGAGCUCGACGCGUACGGAAAGGCGUUCGCAAAAGUUGUGAAGCGGCUCGACGUGGAGACCAAAAAGUUGCAGGACAAAAUAGAAAAAGCCGUGAACAAAGCCGUCAAGUCCGUGAUCAUCGACAAGUGGGACACCGAUCGCAAAAAUGAUUUCCUCGCCACUCACGACCAUUGGAGCGACGAGCGAAAGAAGGCUUGGCACGAUGGCGUUGCCAGUCGAUUGAAGAAGACGCAGAACGCGAAAAAGGUGCAGCCGAAGACGACGAAAGCGCAGCCGAAGACGACGAAAGCGCAGCCGAAGACGACGAAAGCGCAGCCGAAGACGACGAAAGCGCAGGCUAAUAAACCGGCGAAACCCAAACGAAAACGAAACGAUCCGUUGGUCACGUCGGACUUCGCCGUCGGGAUGGAAUUGUACGUCCGAGGCGCGAAAGGCGAGACGUGGCACGCCGAGGUGACGAAAGUGCGACCGUCGAACGCGAAGUGCCCGAUCGAGGUAGCUUGGCUCGUCAAGCAAAGCGAUGAUGCAUACGUGUACUGGGACUGCGCGCACAGAGACGUGAUCGAUUUGCGCACCGUCCUCGAGACGCACGCGCCCGGGCACUUUCCAGCCGGGAAACGCGCGCGGUGCGUCGCGUGCGAGGCGGCGAAAACCACGUGCGCCAAGCGCGCGAAGACGUGA